AUGAUGCUCAUAUCCUCUAUAAAUUUCGACAGUGACAAAAUUUCAAACCUUAAUUUUUUACUGGAUCUAAUAAAUUAAAAAAUCAAUAUUUGCAUUUUUAUUUUCUUUAUUUAUCAAUUCUUAAAUAAUCAUCAUGAAUAUAGAUCAUUAGAUCCAUAAUCAUAGAGAAAAUCGAAAUAAUUAACAUUAGAUUAAGUAUUAGUUUUGUAAACACCAAUAAAUAAUUCAAUCUGUGAAUUAUCUCAUGGAAUUGAAAUAAAUUUUGGAUAGAAAGAACUACUGGAUAAUAUAAAUGAAGGAGUGAUAAUGGCAAGAUUCUUAUCACCAGAUGAGAAAAUAAGCAAUUUGUCUUUUAAAUUUCAGAAUGCAGCCGCUUAAACAAUGUUCGGUAAGGAAAAUGAUGAACUACCAUUAUUUUUGGAUUCAUUAGAGUGUGAAAUUCCAAUAGAAUCUUGCUAAUCCUAAUAAAAUUAUGCUAGUACCUCUCCACCUCAUUAAGAUAAAUCAGAUUAUUAAAAGAAGCUAUUUGUAUCUUAAUCAAAUUUUGGAUUUAGUCUAUAAGAAAAAAAGUCUUUUUCCCCUAACUCAAAAAUACCAUUUUUUUAAUAACAAUAAAAUUCUGAUAGUGUAGUUCAAGUAAAUUAAUAGAAUAUUCCUUAGUGCAAAACAGUUUAUUAACAUUUGAUUUAGUAUGUGAAAUCUAAUAGAGCUUGUGUAGAAAAUGAUACACAAUGUGAACCAUUAAAAUUAUCUUGUACUUAUGAGGAUAACGGCAAAUAAAAAUCCAUAGAGUUUAUUUGUAUAUUGGCUCAAUGCAAAUAGAUCAUAAUUAUAACUAGGGAUAUAAUUUAUUUGAAUUAAUUAAAAGAGCUUCUUUAAGUAAAUUAAUAGAAAUCUAACAUGCUUAAUUAUGUGAGUCAUGAAUUUAGAACUCCUUUAAAUUGCAUUAUUAAUAUUUUAUCAAGUGUAUUACAUAAGGUUUAAGUUAAUUAAGAUUAAUUGUUACAUAUAGCUUUGGAAAGUUCUUAACAUCUUUUAAAUUUGGCUAAUGAUUUACUUGAUUUAGCUUAAAUAAAGAACAAUGUUUUUAAUUUAACAAAUGAAUAGUUUAAUGUCUGUUAAUUAGCAUAAUUGUGUUUAGGUUCCUUUUAAAUUUAAGCUGCAGCAUAAAAUGUAAAAAUAUCUUUAGAAGCUACUUCAGAAUAAUUAUUUAUUAAAUCAGAUAAGAAUAGAAUCAAAUAAAUAUUAAUUAAUUUGAUUGGAAAUGCUCUUAAAUUCACAUAUGAUGGUAAAAUUGAAAUAGUUUUAAGACAGUAUGAUUAAUUUAUAGAUAUUGGUGUAAGAGAUACAGGAAUAGGAAUUUCAUAAGAAAAUAUUAGUAAAUUAUUUAAAGCUUUUGGUAAAGUGGAUAAUGAUAAAUCAAAAUCAAUGAAUUAGUAAGGAGUUGGAUUAGGAUUACUUAUUAGUAAUAAAAUUGCAAAGUAAUUAAGUGCUGACAAUUAAGGUAUCAAAGUAUAAUCAACAGAAAUGAAAUAUGAAAAUCAUGGUUCAUAUUUUUACUUUACUGUUAAAAUAGAAUCACAUCGAUAACAUAAAUUGUUAAGUUAUAAACCCCCCCAAAAAUAAAUUAAUUUAUCUUCUCCUUUUAUUCCAUCUGAAGGAACAUAAAAAAAAAAAUCAUUCACAUAUACAAGCAUUGAAUAAAGAUUAAGUCCUGAAAGAAUUAAAGAAACAAAAUGUUUCCAUAUAUUGAUUGUUGAUGACAAUGUUUUUAAUCUAGCUGUUUUAGGAAUGAUGAUUAAUGAAUAUUUUUAAAAUGAAAUUUACUUAUAACUAUCUGUAGAGAAAGCAAAUAGUGGAACUUAAGCUAUCGGACUAGCUUUUUUUAAGUGUAAUGAAAACUGUUAAGGGUUUUCAUUAAUAUUUAUGGAUAUGGAAAUGCCAGGAUUAAAUGGAAUUGAUGCUUCAAAAAUUAUUUUAGCAAAAAAUUUCUAAUAAAAAAUUAUAAUUUUAACUGGGUAAAAUUUAAUUUGAUUGUUAGUAAUAACUUAAAUCAAUAAGAAAUCCAAGAGUUAAAAUCAAUUGGAAUAUUCGACUACAUUAUGAAGCCAAUAGAAAAAGCUAAGUUAUAAAGUAUUCUUGAAUAGUUUAUUACAGAAUGA
Paramecium sonneborni is the source of this 2162-nucleotide messenger RNA. Lineage: Eukaryota; Ciliophora; Oligohymenophorea; Peniculida; Parameciidae. The record is from the annotation of a GenBank genome assembly.